Molecule: messenger RNA, 5091 nt
Organism: Rhopalosiphum padi (bird cherry-oat aphid)
Lineage: Eukaryota; Metazoa; Arthropoda; Insecta; Hemiptera; Aphididae
Product: adiponectin receptor protein-like
Exons: 8
Coding region: 642-1793 (383 amino acids)
Biological process (GO): adiponectin-activated signaling pathway
Cellular component (GO): plasma membrane
Molecular function (GO): signaling receptor activity
Source: RefSeq, a predicted model, not a curated record
AUAGAUAAUAAUUAUCAACGACUUAAAACACCUAUCACAUUUUACUCGUCGCCCAUCACCGGUGUCCGAUUGGGUCACUUUAUUUGUUACAGCUCCAUGAGUUUGACAAAGUCAAAGUGACAGUCGAUAGAAUAGAUGCCCGCGAAGGCUGGAUCGACCGUCUGACAUUCUACCGACUACCGGACAUUAGACAACCAAAUACCAGUUACUACCACCCCCCCCCCCUAUAAUAGACACAUUUUUUACUAUCCUCAUUAUUUAUUUUGUUACUACAUAUUGAGUAUUAUUGUAUUAUUGUUGUUGUCAUUGUUGAUAACGGCGUUCGAUACUCUUUACAGUGGACAUUGCGCACAUCGCUGCCUUUUUACGUAAUAAAAUUAUUGUUAAAACGUAUUUUAUUCAUUUCUCUCGUAGUGAUAACACGUUGUAAGUUGUAACUUGUCUGUUUUUUAGUCGUACCGUAGCGAUUAUUUACGGCGAGCGCAUUAAUAGUAUAAUUUAUCGCGCGUCGUCGGUCGAUCGAUUGCCGACGAUUAAACGACUUGUCGAGUAGUGUACGGUUUUGUGAUUUCCUGGCCGGUCUACGGAGUUUUUCAACUAAUUGCAACAGAUUGUUGAGUGAUAUAUAAUUUAAUUUCAAGAUGUCUGAAAGUGUACAGACUGAAACAAUUACAAAGCCUGAAAAAAAUGCAGCCGAUAGUACUUCAAUAGCAAAAAAAAAUAGUAUUCUUAGACACCGUAAAAUACCCUCUGCUGAUUUAAAUAAUAAAUCAGAUGAAUUAAUAGCAGAGAAAACUGAUUUAUUAUCUGGCCCUUCAAAUGGAAACAAUGAUAUGGUAUGUAGCUUAUCCAAUGAAACAAAUGAAAAUAUGGAUAUUGGCACUAUGGCCCAAGCAGAGUUUCAGCAUGUUGCUGCUCAAGCCCGUGAUCUUGGCCGUAAAAUGUGGAAUGUGUGUAAUUUUCACAACUUACCUCAAUGGCUCCAGGAUAAUGAUUUCUUGCAUACAGGACACAGACCACCAUUGAAUUCAUUUCAGGCCUGUUUUCAAUCUAUUUUUCGAAUUCACACUGAAACUGGAAACAUAUGGACACAUUUGUUAGGAUGUAUUGCAUUUUUUGUUAUGACUCUUUACUUUGCAUCUAGACCUGAAGAAGAACUUUCGUUUCAAGACAAAUUAGUUUUUAUUAUAUACUUUAUCGGAGCAAUUACUUGCAUGGGUUUUUCAUUUGUAUUUCAUACUGUUCAUUGCCAUUCAGAAACUGUUGGCAAAUUUUUCAGCAAAUUGGAUUAUUGUGGAAUUGCCAUACUAAUAAUGGGUUCAUUUGUGCCAUGGCUAUACUAUGGAUUUUAUUGCGAGCCAUAUUCAUGGAUAUUGUAUUUAAUAUUGAUUGUUGCACUGGGACUGGUGGCAAUGGUCGUAGCACUAUGGGACAAAUUCAGUGAUCCUGGCCUUAGGCCACUCAGAGCAGGUGUUUUUACAACAUUUGGAUUGAUUGGUGUUAUACCAGCACUUCAUUAUGGAGCUGUCGAAGGAUUCUUUUCUAACUUUACAUUGAUAAGUCUUGGUUGGUUGUUACUCAUGGGCUUUUUAUACAUCUCUGGUGCUUUGUUAUAUGCAUUAAGAGUACCAGAAAGAUUUUUCCCUGGAAGAUGUGAUUUAUUGUUUCAAAGUCAUCAGAUAUUCCACGUACUUGUUAUAUUGGCGGCAUUUGUUCAUUACCACGGUAUUACCAAAAUGGCAGAAUACCGGCUGAGCAAAGGUGAAUGUGAAGUACGUCCUGCUGUUGUUUAGUACUAGAUUUUGGUAGGUGAUGGACUUCUUUUAAAUUAUACAACUGUUAGUUGUCCAAUUUGAAGGAGAACCGAGUUUCCAUUCUGACACAGAAAUGAUUAAAAUACAAUUAUGUUAUUUAAUUCAAAUAAAAAUGUAUAACCUAAAAACUAAAAGAAAAUUUUUUUUAAUGAUUACAUUAAAAUUUAGUUUUUGUUUUAUGUAGUCUUAUGUUUAAAUUAUAAUUCAAUUAAAAAAAUAUGCAUAUAUUUUUACUACUUAUACAUAUGUUUAUAGUAUGUAUCAUUAUAAAAAUUCAUAGUAUACAUUUAUAAAUUAUAAUUAGAUUUUAUUCAAUAAUUAUAUUGUUACUAUCUUGUACAUUAUAAUAUUAUUAGAAAUGGUAAUAUGUACCAAAAUUAUUGAUGUUAUAAAGUAUAAAUGUUGUUUGAACAAUGGUAUUGGAAUAUAGAUAAUAUACUGCUCUAUGACUUCACCUCACUCCUUAAUAAUGAUUUUUAUUAAAACUUUUUUUUUAAACUUCAUUAUUUUUAUUUUCAAUCAUGAAUCAAUUCCAGAAAUAGAACUAACUUUAUUUCGAUUUUUUUAAAUUUAUGACAAAAAUAUACAUCAUUGAUUUUUAUACUUAAUCAUAUAGUAUUUGGAUUUAAUAGUGCAUUUGGUAUGUAUUCAAUAUGCUUCAGUAUGUCUUAUAUACACUGUGAUUCAUUUAAUGUAACACAUCAUUCAUUGCGUUGUUUAGGUUAUAAGUAUUUUUCAUUAAAUGAACCACUUUAAAUAUAUGUGUAUGAUGCUUGUAUUAUUGAUUAAAACUUUUGAACAAGGAAGUUGAUUUUGAAAAUCAUAACUUAAGCAUACCUCAAACUAUUUUUUAAUUUUUUAAUUUUCAAAGGAUUGGUUAUACUUAUGUUUUUAGCAAUCCUUUAUAAUUACAAUUCAAAAUUAUAAUUUUAUGUUUUGAUUAAUACAAAUUAAAGGUGCAAUAAUUGUGUAUGCUCAACAAUUUCAUUAUAGUGUACACUUUUUCUAUAUUAUCUAAAAAAAUUGUAUAAUAUAUAAGUUGAAAUAAAUGUAUAGGUUUUUAAUUGUAGUUUAUAUCAUUUUUUCAUUAUUAUGACUGCCGUGGUUUUGAAAUUUGUUUGUCUAUCUAUACUUUUUACUAGAACGAUUAGUUUUUUUUGUUAUUUGCAUAAUAAUUUUUUUUUUAUUCAUUUUAACUAAUUAAAUAUUAAUAAAUAUAUUUUUUAAUGCUUUUUAAAUUAAAAUGUUUCAUUUAUAAUAAUUUUAUAAAACAAACUAUGAUACAUACACAUGUAUUUGUCAGAAACGUAGUAAUUAAGGGUGAGUGAGGGGAAUAGAUCCCCCAGAGCCUUAUAAGCUAACCUUAUUUUACUUAUAUUAUAAUUUAUUAGUAAUCCAAAAAUAGUAUUAUAAAUAAUUGUGUUUUUAAUAGGGUUAAAGGUUAUUAUUUUUUUUUGGAAGUGAUGUAAAGAACAAUUUUCUACAAAACAAAAAAAUCCCCCCAUGGAAAAUUCCCAAUUACACCACUGAUUGGCAUAAUAUCAACAGCAGUUACAAAAUUAAAUCAAAAUUUAGUCAUUAGAAAAUUAUGAAAGUAAAAAAAAUAUAGUGUUGUAAUAUUCUUCUAAUUAUUAUCUAGCCUAUUUUUAAGUAUUGCUAUAAAAUCAGAUUAUUGUAAACUUAAGUCAUAAUAGUAGUUACAUAGUAUAUUACAUUUUAAACAACAGAAAACCACAAAUUGUAGCAAAGACAAUUAAGACAACAACAUCAAAAAUAUAAUAUUGCCUUUUUAACUUUAUUAUAAUAGUAACAUGUUUAUAUGUGUUAAAAUAAUUCAUUUUUGGACAUUUCAUUCAUUGUACAUUACUUUCUAUCAUAAUUAUAGACUACCUAUUUUUAAUUGUGAUUUCUAUACAUCUUAUUAAACACAAUAAUUUACUUUCAGUAAUUAAUAAUACAGUUGCUAUAUUAUAUUGUUGUUAUCUAGUUUUUGAAACAAAAAUUGUGACCGUAUCGUUUCAAGUUAUUUUUUUAUACAGUUGUCUUAGUAAAUAUUUUAAUACCACAAUGGAUUCUUUUAUUAUACUAUAGUAAUCUGAUAAGUACCUUUUAUUGUGAUUAAUAUUAUUAUUUUUCAAGUUUAAAUAGAUAUAUUUUUAUAAUUUCAUAUUCUUAAGAAGAAUACUUAUUUGAGAAAUGUUGAUGUGUAUUAUAGAAAUUGAAUUUGAACCAGUAGUUAGUUCAUGCAUUUGAAGUUUUUAUGAGCAAUGUAGAUCAGAAUUUUGCAGGUUUUUAUUACCCAUUCUACUCAUCUAAAUUUUAAACACUCGUAAGUUUUAACCUUUUUUUUUUAACCGCUGAUUCAAAAUUCAAUUUUUAUAUUUUAAAAUUUCCAUAAAAAUAUUCUGCUUUAGAAUAUAAAUCUAAAUAAGUAAAUUGAAUAUUGUCAUUCAAAAAAGUAAUAGCUUGAAAAUAAAUAACAAUACAAAUGUUUUUUUUAAUAAAAUUAAAUAAUAUAAAAAAAAAUAGUUUCAAUAAUAUUAAUUUACAAAGAAAAGUACAGUACUACACUAUAAUAUAGUAAUAUAAACACUCACAUUUUGUACAAAUAAUGAUUUUUGUUUAAAACACAUACGAGUACUAUUAUUAUUAAAACGAGAAAAUUGUGGGGUAUGUUCAAUAUUGUUUGUAUUACAAAUGAGGUGAUUUUUUGAGUGUAAUGAUAAUAAUUUUUUAUCAUUAUUGUGAAAAUAAUGUAUGGCUAGAUUGUAUACAAAUAUGAAUAAUAUUAUUAUAUAAUAUAUUAUAUUAUUGUAUGCUCGUUUAUUUUGAAAUGGUGUAUAAACCACGAUUAUAAUCAGUGGCGUAACUGGGAAAAAAUCUAGGGGGGGGCAAUGUAUAAUGAAUGUAAUAUAUUUAUUAUUAUCAAAACCCUGACACCCCUCCCCCCGGUUAAAAUAUAUACCUUUAGCUUUCAAAAAAUUGUCAGGGGGGCAAGUGCCCCCUCUUGCCCCCCACAAUUACGCCACUGAUUAUAAUGUUGUAAUAAUGUAAUUGCAUUGAAUCUAUACUAUAUAAUAUAAUAUGUUAUCGCUGUGAUAAUAAAAUUUUAUGAUUAAUAUAAUAUAUUGUAAUAUUUAGACUAUAAUAUAGGUAAUAUACAUUAUACUGUAAUCUCAAUGACUAUAUUUUAGUCGGCGCUUAUAAUAAAAGAGUAUGUUAUUUCUACAAAAUUACCUACAUAAUAAUAAAUAAUUAUCAAUAUUAUAUAGAAUUA